UAUGGUGCACCAUCAUCAUCGUCGCCGCGGCCUCCAGGCGAGCCACCACUGUGUCAUCGGGAGACGCGCAGGCACGUGCGCCUCGUUCCUUCAUAUCUUCUUGUUAAUCCUCGGCCUUUGGCUGCCCGUACUCGAUAACAGUGGCUUCGCCCUGGCGUGCGGACCCGGUAGGGGCGGCGGCCGACGGCCGAACCAGAGGAAGCUCACUCCCCUAGUUUUCAAACAGCAUGUGCCAAAUGUCAGCGAGAACACUUUGCCAGCAAGCGGACUCAGCGAGGGGCGAGUGUCUAGAUAUGAUCCCAAGUUCCGAGACCUGGUACCCAAUUACAAUAUGGACAUCGUCUUCAAAGACGAAGAAGGUACCGGCGCCGAUCGUCUCAUGACACAGAGAUGCAAGGAGAAGCUCAAUACCUUGGCAAUCUCAGUGAUGAACCAAUGGCCAGGGAUAAAGCUGAGGGUGACUGAGAGCUGGGAUGAGGAUGGCAAACACGCGAUGGAUUCCCUGCACUACGAGGGACGAGCCGUUGAUGUGACAACGAGCGAUCGAGAUCGCGCAAAGUACGGAAUGUUGGCGAGGCUCGCGGUUGAAGCUGGUUUCGACUGGGUCUACUACGAGGCUAGAUCGCACAUUCACUGCUCCGUUAAAUCUGAUUCAUCUUCAGUGGGCAAGUCUGGCGGCUGUUUUCCCGGAAAAAGUCUGGUCAGAACAGAGAAUGGCGACGCAAAGAGAUUGGACGAAGUGAGGCUUGGCGAACGUAUCGCCGCCCUGGAUUCCCGUGGAGACGUUGUGUACAGCGAGGUGAUCGCCUUCCUGGAUCGUUCACCGUCCGAGAGGAGACAGUUCAUCCGUCUGACGACGAAGUCCGGCCGAGUGUUAACGUUGACUCCGGCGCAUUUGGUGCCAGUGGAGGGUCGGUCGUCAGUGUUCGCCGCUAAGGUGCAACCUGGUGACAGGAUCCUCGUGAACGACGUCGCGGCAAGCGUGGAGGACGAUAACCGGGUGGAUAACCGUCUGCGAUGGGACAGUGUGGUCGAGACAAAGCUGGUUCUCGAAGAGGGAGUAUUCGCGCCGCUGACAACGGAGGGUACUCUCGUAGUGGAUGACGUAGUGGCGUCCUGCUAUGCCGUCGUCGAUAGUCAAUCGGUGGCGCAUUAUGCCUUCCUGCCACUGAGGAUCUGGAAUGCCGUGACGUCUGUUUUCACGGGAGGACUCGACGAUAUGCGACACCUCGAGAUCAGACAGAACGACACCAGUAAAGUCCAACCGACAGUAAAGGAAGGCGUGCACUGGUACGCGUCGAUGCUGUACUCGCUAUCCUCCUAUAUGUUGCCAUCGACGAUGCUGUACAAUUAAAAACGUCAAGUCAACGUGUCUUGUCAAGUGUCGAGUGACUCCCUGAAGAACUCGAAUGUAAAUGAUGUAUUUUGGCGGUUUAAUGUGCUGAUGAAACAUUGUCAAAACUUCUUGUUGGAAUUUUCUUUUUUAUGAAUUAUUAUUCUGUGUGGAUCGUGAUUAUAUACAUGCGUUAUAUAUACAUACGUGUUACGGACACGCUUGACGUGUCGUCAGAAAUAGUAAUACCUAAUUGCAGGAGUGACGUUUCCCCUACAAGAAGAGGUGUAUUUAAUGAAACACAAAAUAAAAGACUUUGUAAACGAGAGAUAUGAAGAUGGCCAGUGAUCUACUCGUGUUCACCGAAUGCCGUGUAGUAUACUCUAUAAGAGCUGUAGGACAUUAGAGAAAUAGGUGAAAACGAAGCUUUAGGAAGAAUCAGAGAAAGAUUUUUCUCUUUAUACCUUAAGUGUGUAUAUAAUGCUGGUAUAUAAAUAUAUAUUUUGUUCCUCUUAUGCACACGCGCACAAAAGAGAGAAAAAAAGAGAGAAAGUACCUCCGCAAAUUGUUCGACAUACGUAUCCGUGUUUAAUAUCUAAAAAAGAUUGCGAUGUAUCGCGCGUAGAAAAUGUAUAAAAUAAUUAUUA
Messenger RNA from Ooceraea biroi (clonal raider ant), 1980 nucleotides. RefSeq names its product hedgehog signaling protein (gene hh). Gene Ontology annotation, biological process: multicellular organism development; smoothened signaling pathway; regulation of gene expression. The record is from RefSeq and is a predicted model, not a curated record. Gene Ontology annotation, molecular function: calcium ion binding; patched binding. Lineage: Eukaryota; Metazoa; Arthropoda; Insecta; Hymenoptera; Formicidae.